Messenger RNA from Anisakis simplex (herring worm), 1515 nucleotides. The record is from the annotation of a GenBank genome assembly. NCBI's taxonomy places the organism in Eukaryota, Metazoa, Nematoda, Chromadorea, Rhabditida, Anisakidae.
AUGCUAUGCCUAAAGUCAAAAUUUGCUGCUGCUGCCACUCUUAACUCGUUCCGAUUCAUUCAAUUCAUUUACCUAUCAUUAAUAUUAUUAUUGUUACUGAAUAAGAGUGGAGUUGAAGCAGCAGCAGCAGCAGCAGCAUUAACUGCAUCUUCUGAAGUUCUUGCCAAGCCACCACCACCACCACUAAUUAAUGUGUUUGAUAUGGCUGAAGCCACUGUAACAAUCCCAAGCAAUUUCCCUACACAUCAUGCGCUACCGUUUCGUUCACCCAUCAUUCUCGCGACAUCAGCAGCAGAAGGAGCAGCAGAUGAGGUGUUUCUGGUGCGUAUACGUCAAAGUGAAUUAUCGAAUGCGUUUUCACUGUCUAAGCCUAAGUUGCAUGCUGGUGAGCAGUUCGACGUUAUAUUGGACAAUUCCGAUACGAUCAAGAAUAUCGAUCAUAUCAAACUGCAUAUUGAAGCAGAACCCUGGGAAGCGGUUAGGAAUUCAUCGAAUGAUCGUGAUCAUGCGUCGUUGAUCAGCUCAACAAGGCAUGACGGCGGUGGUGGUGGUGCUUUCGAGUUGUUUAUUCAUGUGGCAAAAGAGUGGCCAAAGGAGAUUUUCGAUCGCCCAGAAUACCGUUUCGAUGUGGAUCUAUCAAAUGAUUACUCGCACUCGCCGCAGCAAAUCGGCUCAAUUCGGUUGAUCAACGGAGCGACUGUCGAUCGAAUGCGUUUCUCACUAUUCGGCGCUCAAUCAAAAUACUUCACACUACGACCGAACCAAGUGGACAAUACAGUUGAUGUGCUUUGGAUGAAUAGCAGUUUGGAUGAUGAUGAGUGUGUUGUGGUGGCUUCACCUCCUACUAGUAGUAUUAGUUCGUCAGUUCGAGUUGGGAAUGAUUUAGAAUGCUUAAGAAACCAACAGCGGCUGCGGCUGCUCAUUUCUCGUGCACUGGCGUCGUCGUCGUCGUCGUCGCCGUCGUCGCCCAAAAUCACACUUUUGGUUCGUGCCCAAGAUGAGAGUAUGAGCAAGAACAGGGCGGCGGCCAUCUCAUCCUCAUCAACGACGACGACGUGGUCGUCGUCGUCGUCUCUAAACUGGCCGCCAGCUUUCGAUGUAGCCGUGAACAUUGCAUUUACAAAUCCAGCAGCACCAGCAGCAGCUAGACUGUUGCAUAAUGGAGCACCGAAAUUUGUGAAUGCAGUGCAGUCGUUACGUUUACGUGAGAAAUCCACUCUAGAUCCAAAUCAUCUGGUGAUUAUGGAUGCUUUGGCUUGGUCACCAGUUGCCGCAGCACCUGCAGAUGAACUUAACAGCAGAUUAACAGCCGAUCAUGCGACCACUGAUACGAGUGGCCAACCGUCACAUUUACGUUUCAACCUCAACGAUCAUCAGUCGGUGUUCGAUAUUGAUCCAGAAUGUGCCGUGCUCAGCGUUAUUAAUGCACAAGAGAUGAGCAUCGAAAAUUUCGGUGAACACUUCAAUGUGAGCGUUCAAGUGACCGAUCAAACAAGCGGUCAACACGACACGGCC